AUGGCCAAGCACGAUCAAGUACCGUCUGAGGAAUCUCCAAUCAACACCCCUAUGACGAACCCUCCUAAGGUUACUAGCGAUGAUUUCGCCCUAGCCUUCGACAUCGAUGGCGUUCUGAUCAAGGGCGGCGAGCCUAUUCCCGAAGCCGUUGAUGCUAUGAAGUAUAUCAACGGCGAAAACCCCUACGGAGUCAAAGUUCCUUAUAUUUUCUUGACCAACGGCGGCGGAAAGACAGAGAAAGAGCGAUGCCUGGACCUCAGCAAACAACUCGACCUGGAAGUCGACCCUGGCCAGUUUAUCUGUGGCCACACACCCAUGCGCGAAAUGGCAGAGCGAUACAACACCGUCCUGGUGGUUGGUGGCGAGGGUGAAAAAUGCCGGGUCGUGGCUGAAGGAUACGGAUUCAAGGAUGUCAUCACACCCGGAGAUAUCAUUAAGACGAGACACGAUACUACGCCAUUCCGAACGCUGACGGAUGAGGAGCACCAAAAUUCCCGACUGCUCGAUUUAGACAAGGUCCGCAUCGAAGCGAUCUUCGUCUUUGCAGAUAGUCGCGACUGGGCCGGUGACCAGCAAAUCAUUUUGGACUGCCUCAUGAGCAAAGACGGCUGGUUGAAUAAACGGUCGGAGAUCUUCACUGAAGGUCCACCUGUCUUCUUCUCGCACACCGAUGUGGUUUGGUCAACAUCGCAUGAACAUUCACGUCUUGGAAUGGGAGCGCUGCGCGCUUCCCUCGAGGCUGUUUACACGGCUAUCACAGGCAAAGACCUCAACACUACUGCUUUCGGUAAGCCGCAGCUCGGAACCUAUGGAUUUGCCACCCGGCUUUUGCAAAAGUGGCGAAAGGACUCGUGUGGCAUCGACAGGUCUCCGUCUACCGUGUACUUUAUUGGCGAUACUCCGGAGUCCGACAUCCGUGGAACAAAUGAAUUUAACGAGACUACGGAAAAUGACUGGUUCUCCAUUCUGGUUAAGACUGGAGUCUACCAGGAUGGUGCUGUCCCACGCUAUCCACCCAGAAAGAUAUGCGAUAAUGUUUUUGAUGCCGUCAAGUUUGCUAUCGAGCGCGAGCAUCGAAAGACUUCCAAAGGAAUAACUGUUUCCGAGCUCGACUAUGACAUCAGCGAAGCAGUUCCCAAAUAA
This is a messenger RNA of Penicillium psychrosexuale, 1143 nucleotides long. Its product is annotated as phosphatidyl synthase. Gene Ontology annotation, cellular component: mitochondrion. The record is from RefSeq and is a predicted model, not a curated record. The coding region runs from base 1 to 1143 and encodes 380 amino acids. The transcript has 2 exons. Lineage: Eukaryota; Fungi; Ascomycota; Eurotiomycetes; Eurotiales; Aspergillaceae. Gene Ontology annotation, biological process: glycerophospholipid biosynthetic process.